UACUGAUACCGUGCCGAGUGACAGAAGGCAAUUUUUCCAAUUGAAAAUUUAAUUCCUUUAAUUUAUUUUCAAUUAAUUUAUAAAUUAUGUGGUCAGAUACUCUGCUAAUCGUUUUUAUCUCCGUUUGUACGGCAUUUUUGGGAGAAGGUCUGACUUGGCUAAUGGUUUAUCGCACUGAAAAAUAUCAAAAGAUAAAAACGGAGGUUGAGCGUCAAAGUAAGAAACUAGAAAAACGCAAGGAGACUCAUGGCGACACUUUGGAUAAACAACAAAAGAAGAAAAUCGAACGAGAUGAAGAACGUCUCAAGAACAACAAUCGCGAUUUGUCACUUGUGAAAAUGAAGUCGAUGUUUGCCACGGGUUUUGCCUUUACGGCUCUCCUAUCGAUGUUUAACAGCAUUUUCGAUGGUCGUGUUGUUGCCAAACUUCCGUUUAUUCCUCUUUCAUUCAUCCAAGGACUGAGUCACAGAAAUUUGGCUGGCGAGGAUUACACCGAAUGCUCAUUUAUAUUUUUGUACAUCCUUUGCACAAUGUCAAUCCGUCAAAAUAUCCAAAAAAUGCUCGGAUUUGCUCCAAGUAGGGCAGCAAGCAAGCAAGGCGGGGGUUUGUUUGGACAACAACCGGGACAAGGAUUCAAAUGAAACAAUCAAUGAAUUGAGAUUUCACAUUUGAAAAUAAUUUUAUGAUUAUUGGCAGAGUAAUAAAACUGAUUUUAGCUCACA
Molecule: messenger RNA, 722 nt
Organism: Culicoides brevitarsis
Lineage: Eukaryota; Metazoa; Arthropoda; Insecta; Diptera; Ceratopogonidae
Product: calcium load-activated calcium channel
Exons: 2
Coding region: 87-641 (184 amino acids)
Biological process (GO): endoplasmic reticulum calcium ion homeostasis
Cellular component (GO): endoplasmic reticulum; cytoplasm; endoplasmic reticulum membrane
Molecular function (GO): calcium channel activity
Source: RefSeq, a predicted model, not a curated record